Molecule: messenger RNA, 1872 nt
Organism: Dipodomys spectabilis (banner-tailed kangaroo rat)
Lineage: Eukaryota; Metazoa; Chordata; Mammalia; Rodentia; Heteromyidae
Gene: Kmt5a
Product: lysine methyltransferase 5A
Exons: 8
Coding region: 92-1156 (354 amino acids)
Molecular function (GO): histone H4K20 methyltransferase activity; protein binding
Source: RefSeq, a predicted model, not a curated record
GCAGCUCCGCCGAGCAGUUGGCUACAGUUGUUUUAACUUUUUUCGAAAGCUCGGUUUCCCGGGAGAUCCCCGGCGGUGACAGUGCCGGGCCAUGGCUAGAGGCAGGAAGAUGUCCAAGCCCCGCGCGGUGGAGGCGGCGGCGGCGGCGGCGGCGGUGGCAGCGACGGCCCCGGGCCCGGAGAUGGUGGAGCGGAGGGGCCCGGGGCGGCCCCGCACCGACGGGGAGAACGUGUUUGCCGGGCAGUCAAAGAUCUAUUCCUAUAUGAGCCCCAACAAAUGCGCUGGGAUGCGUUCCCCCCUUCAGGAAGAGAACUCAGUUGCACAUCACGAAGUCAAGUGCCAGGGGAAACCAUUAGCCGGAAUCUACAAGAAGCGAGAAGCUGCAGAGAAAAGAAAUGCUGGGAACACGAUACGAAGCACCAUGAAAUCAGAGGAACAAAAGUUCAAAGAUGCCAGGAGAGGUCCCCUGGCACCUUUUCCAAACCAAAAAUCCGAAGCAGCAGAACCUCCAAAAACUCCACCCUCUUCCUGUGAUCCUACCAAUGCAGCUGUUGCCAAGCAAGCCCUGAAAAAGGCUCUCAAAGGCAAACCUGCUCCUCGGAAAAAAGUUCAAGGAAAAACACAACAGAAUCGAAAACUCACAGACUUCUACCCAGUUCGAAGGAGCUCGAGGAAGAGCAAAGCUGAGCUGCAGUCGGAAGAAAGGAGACGGAUAGACGAGCUCAUUGACAGCGGGAAGGAAGAGGGCAUGAAGAUCGACCUUAUUGAUGGCAAAGGCAGGGGUGUGAUUGCCACCCGGCGGUUCUCCCGGGGAGACUUCGUGGUGGAGUACCACGGGGACCUCAUUGAGAUCACUGACGCCAAGAAGAGAGAGGCGCUGUAUGCUCAGGACCCCUCCACAGGCUGCUACAUGUACUACUUCCAGUACCUGAGCAAAACCUACUGUGUGGAUGCCACUCGGGAGACAAACCGCCUGGGGAGACUGAUCAAUCACAGCAAGUGUGGGAACUGCCAGACCAAACUGCACGACAUCGCCGGCGUGCCUCACCUCAUCCUCGUGGCCUCCCGCGAUAUCGAGGCGGGGGAGGAGCUGCUGUACGACUACGGCGACCGCAGCAAGGCCUCCCUAGAGGCCUACCCGUGGCUCAAGCACUGACCGCACCGCCCUCCUGUGCAGGACUAAGUGCCCUCAAAGGGAAAGGAUUUUUUUUACACAUUUAAUCUUAGCAGAUUACUUCAGAUGUUUUUUAAAAAAAAAAAAAAGUAUAUUAAGAUGCCUUCUCACUGUAGUAUUUAAUAUCUGUUUACAGGUUCCUGAGUGGGCUUGAACAGAUGGCCUUAUAUUACCAAAACUUUUAUAUUCUAGUUGUUUUGUACCUUUUUUGCAUACAAGUGGAACGUUUGUGCUUCCCGUGCAUGCGGUCCAGGCCUCGGCACAGGUUUUAGAAGGAAGAGUCAGACAUGAACUAGGAAGCUGGGCGAGCGUGCCCCACACCUGUCCCGGGACAGGCAGGGCGCAGCACCCGGCCCGGCCUGGACGGCACGUCUCCAAGCUCUUGUUCUCCUUGUGUCUCGACAGGCACACGUUGAAGUAUGAAUAUUUUUUAAAAAGGUUUCGCAGUAAGCUAGUCUUCCCCUCUGCUUUCUUGAGCUUACCGACCCUGCUGGCUGCGAGCGACCCUGCUGGCUGCGAGCGUGGCCGGCCCAGAUCGCUUCCCCAGAGGCCGCUGCUUCAGGCCUCGCCUGGAGCAUCAGGGUGGAGGCCCCCAGGAAGAGGCUCCGCUCCCCAGCCCUGGGCGGGCCUUCCUGACACGGGGCUCUUUAUAGAAAUGUGAACACUGAGUUUAUUUUAAAAAAAAAUAAUAAAAAUUU